CUUCUGCAGGUUCAGUGGGCCUCUGCUGCCUGGUCCUUCCGCCAGGCUACAAGUAAAGCCUGCAGCUCCAUUUCCAUCCCCUUCUUUCAGUUAACCAGAGAGGAGGAUGGCCUAUGCUGAGGAAGACAGAAAUUGCUAUGAGGUGUAUAAGGAAACAGCAGAUUGGUUACAAGCCCAUACUGCUCAGCGCCCAAAGACUGCCAUCAUCUGCGGAUCUGGACUGGGAGGUCUGGCUGAUGUGUUGGAUAACAAGACAAUCUUUCCGUAUGAGGAUAUUCCUCAUUUCCCACGGAGCACAGUUGCAGGGCAUGUUGGCAGAUUGGUGUUUGGGGACCUGAAUGGACAUCCAUGCGUAUGUAUGCAGGGACGUUUCCACUUUUAUGAAGGAUACUCUCUCAGCACGGUCACCUUUCCCAUCAGGGUGUUCUAUCUCCUGGGAGUGGAGAUCUUGAUUGUCACAAAUGCUGCUGGAGGACUGAAUCACCACUUCCAAGUGGGGGACAUCAUGUUCAUUAGAGAUCACAUCAACAUAUUUGGCUUGGGAGGGCAGAAUCCACUGCGUGGACCAAAUGAUGAGAGGUUCGGAGUAAGGUUUCCCUGCAUGUCAGAUGCCUACGAACAAGAGCUGCUCAGCCUGGCGAGGGAGAGCGCACAGGAACUCGGCUACCUGGGUUUCAUCCGAGAAGGAGUGUACUGUAUGCUGGCAGGUCCCUGCUAUGAAACCAUUGCCGAGUGCCGCGUGCUUCAGGUCCUGGGAGCAGAUGCUGUAGGCAUGAGCACAGUCCCGGAGGUGAUUGUAGCCAGGCACUGUGGCCUCAGAGUCUUCGGGGUCUCCCUCAUCACCAACAAGGUUGUGAUGAGCUACAACAGUGAGGAGAAAGCCAGCCAUGAGGAAGUGCUGCGCAUCUCAAUGGUUCGGGCUGAAGCCCUGCAGAAGUUGGUCACACACUUCAUUGGCAAGCUGGGGGAAAAUGCAAACUCUCCAUGACCUCCAGCAGUGAAGCUGCCUCUACUGCAGCUCUGCGGGAGAUCCUCAAGCCGUUCAUCAUAACGUGAUGUGAACACUAGCAAGUGUUGGGGGAGAGCCAUCGGUGAAAUUCUCCCCUUCUGCUGUCUUGCUUUUGACUAUACCUUUGAUCUUUGUCCCUAUGGUUUAGUUGGUCAGGCACAGAGGUGUGCUUUGAAGUUUGCCAGAAUGAUCCCCUUGUUAGUAGCCAGCCCCCUUGUUACCCUGCCAGGAAAUGCCAAGACAGCUUUCUGGCACUUAAGGAAAUGCAGCCUGAUGGUCUCUGGCAGAUUCUCAACCCCAAGUGUCAGCCCUGAGCCCCUCAGUAACAUGAGCUACAGCUCUACUCUCUUUACUCUGCAGAGCAUUUGGCAUCUCUCGAGAGUCCAUGGGCCCCUGCCUCUCUCAUCUCCUGCUGUGAUUCUCCUCUCCCCCAUUGCACUGAGCCCCUACACUAUAAUCAAUUUUGAGAGGUUGAGAGCUGGUCUCAGGGUAUCAUGGCUGCUGGGAACGCUGUGUUAGGACCUGAUCCAAAGCCAAUGGAAGUCCACAGAAAGAUUGUCUGAGGCUUGGAUGAAGAUCUGGUACAUAAAAUGGGUUAGGCAAAAAAUGAGAUUAGUCUGGAACAAGCAAUACUGCAUAGUAGGCAGAUUGCAAUCAAUUUUACAGCUUCAAAAGGCACUGCAUCCCCAUGCAUUCAAAUGGGGUGUGUGUUCCCCUAACAUCCCCUGGAGGUCUCACCACAGAGCCCUUUCUUUGCUCGCUUCCAGGCACUGCUCUUCAAGAUCAGCUGCAGAGCUGAGGACCUGUUCAGCUACAGUGCCGCGUUCCUGCAACGCGUCCCCCUCACGCCUUGCCACUCCAUCUACAAGGUCAAAUCAGUGUUGCCCUAUUUUACAGACAAGGAAAGUGUAUCGCAGAUAAAAGAUGACUUUUAUGCAUCGUGCAUAAGUGGCCAAGCUGGAAACAGAAUCCAGGUCUCACUAUGCCUGACUUUGUUCAUUCUGUUUCUAGAUGUCUCAGAGAUCAUUAGUCUGAGCCAAUUGCACUGGCUGCACCUGAGGUGUGUUACCUCUUGUUGUCCCAAGACGGAGAGAAAAUCACUUCACCCCAACUUUGUGCUGUUGCAGUCCCUGCAGCAGAUACUGGAACAUUAGUAAUUUCUGGAGUUUAGUGAUGUGAAAUUACAAUGGAAUUUAUAUUGGAACAGGUAGGAUAUUUUUCUGGUUUCUCUGGUCCUCUUUCAUGAAGAAAUUGAACCUAGCUGUGAGUAAAGAACAAACAAGAGAGGCCACCGUGUUCCCUUUUACCAGCAUGCCACUGAUCUAUCACAGAGACGUGAAUAUUCACCAGGACUAUGCAUUAUUCAUUAUUCCCCAAAGGUCAAGGUGAGCAGUGGAUGCAGCUGGAUGUGAAACAGUGACUGCAAUUAUUAGGUAACCUUUUCCAUUCAUUUAUCUUGGAAUUUUCUAUAAAGCUCUUCACUGUCAUAGUUAAAUGUUUUCAGAUGACACAGUGGUCUAAACUGAAGACACCCAACUUGUCAUGGAGAGCUUCUAAUUUGGCUUCCUAAAUUUAGCUGAUCGAUUGCUUACCAUUGAUGCUAGCCCUUCUGUGACAUUUCUUCAGUUAAGGGUAUGAAAGGACGCUGUGGCCUAGUGAGUUUUUCAGAUGGCUACUAUUUUGAAGCCCUGCAUCUUGCAAUUACUGGUCUCAACUACUGUAUUACUGUUGGUGCUGAUGUUGUCACCAGGAAGAGAACAAAAUCAAACCAUGCAUAUCUGGCACCAUUUCAUCAAAUGAUAGCACCUUAGGCAUAGAAGAGAUCUGGAGGAACUAUCCAGUCCCAUCCUGUUCCCCAGGGCAGGAUUACCUGUAAUCAUUCCUGAGAAAUGUCUGCCUAACCUGUUCUUUAAGACUUCUGGAGGUGGAGGGUUCACUGGAAGUGUUCUGCUGGCCUAGUCACCGUUUCAGUGCCUCUUUGCACUUGGACUAGGCCCUCUGAGACAGCACCUCUUUCCGUCCAACUGGUCUGACUGUAAAGAUCGUCUCAGGGACCAAUUCUGAUCGUAGGCAAAGCAGAACAGACUCCAGCUCCUUCUUCUAUAAGUCUAUUGCCUUUUCAGGUCUAGCGGGAUUGAAUUGCUUGUCAACGGCAACAGCAUAAGCGAGGAAAUAUGAAAAGUAGCAGAUGUGCACAGAAAGAAGGAACCAUUUUUACCUGCUGCCUUUUCAGACUACAACUCGUUGUAAUACAUGCUUUUUACAGGGCAGAAGGAGACCAGAUAAUUUCCCCUGCCUAGGAAAUGGUACUUCACAUUCAUCUAAUUAAUACUUGGUAAAUACAAAGUCUCUCAAGUGAGAGUGGAAGGCAGCUGUGCGGCUAGCAGUAACUAGCGAGCAGGCAGAGUAGCUAAGGCUGGGAUUUCAGCAGGCUCCAUUAAUUAAUCAGAAUCAGGCUUGACUGGAUCUUGACGGGAAGCAUCC
Messenger RNA from Struthio camelus australis, 3493 nucleotides. Its product is annotated as purine nucleoside phosphorylase. Gene Ontology annotation, cellular component: cytoplasm. Gene Ontology annotation, biological process: nucleoside metabolic process. The record is from RefSeq and is a predicted model, not a curated record. Gene Ontology annotation, molecular function: purine-nucleoside phosphorylase activity. Lineage: Eukaryota; Metazoa; Chordata; Aves; Struthioniformes; Struthionidae.